Anopheles cruzii is the source of this 942-nucleotide messenger RNA. RefSeq names its product pineapple eye protein-like. Lineage: Eukaryota; Metazoa; Arthropoda; Insecta; Diptera; Culicidae. Bases 1 to 942 code for a protein of 313 amino acids. The record is from RefSeq and is a predicted model, not a curated record. Gene Ontology annotation, cellular component: nucleus. The transcript is spliced from 2 exons.
AUGGAUCACUCUACGAAAUCCUGUGGCAACGUAAGCUUUGCUACCGAUCCAAAGUUUAAGGUGGACGUCUUAAAAGCCCCUAGCUCUCGGCUUUGCGAUAUAUGCCUGCUCAACGAUUGGGACCCCGUGCGGUAUGGUGAGUUGGUUGUGAAGAAAUGGAAAACCGGCAGGACACUCGCUUGCCACUACUUCUGUUUGCUUUCCGGCACCCUGAUCCCUCAGUGCGGCAGUGACACUGCCGGAAUAUUUGGAUUUUUGCUACGCGAUAUUCUCGAUGCCAUACCAAAGUUUCGCAGCAAGCGAUGCGUGUACUGCAACCGGCUAUCGGCAUCGAUACAGUGCAAGCAAGACGGGUGCGAUAAGUGGUAUCACUACAGUUGCGGCUACAAUAAUUACUGCGUCACCGAGUUUACCGGACAGUACGAUUCGUACUGCCACGAGCACUUGCCCGAGGAGUUUGAGCUGCCCCCGAUGGAGGGACGAAAUUGCAACAUUUGCUUCGAAGACUUUGCGCCACCCUCCGACACGGAACACAAUCCGGUCGCGAUCGUCGUAUCGAACUGUAGCGCAGAGUGCCCGGUCGGAACGUUUCACCGCGAGUGCCUGCAGCGUUUUGCGUUUAACGCUGGGUACAAUUUCCGAUGCCCCAACUGCUUUGAUAAAAACUACAAGCACGACGCCGCGUUGCAAGGAAUCUUCGUGCCGCAACGAGAAUCGUCCUGGGAGCGUGAAGCUGGGGCAUUCAAGGAUCUGCACAAGCGUCGAUGCACCGCCAAAGAGUGCACCAGACGAGGUACGUACAAUGAGAAGUCGGUAGCCAGCAUGGUCGGAUGCAAAGUGUGCGGGGGUAUGUUGAUGCACAAAUCUUGCACGGAGCUAGCGGAUCCCAGGGAGUACGUUUGUGAGCUGUGUUUCGACGAAACUUUUAUCAGAUUAUUGUAG